ACAAGCGACACUCGAUUUCUUCACUCCUCGUCGACUGCUUCGCUUAACAAUUGAAAAAGUGUGCCAAGGGUUUUGACUCUCUUCGUUUGUUACGGCGAAUAUCUCCGCAUCUUCAGCGAUUUUCCGGCGACGUUUACUCUGCCUUCCUCCGACACCGCCGUUUAACUCCAUCGUGCCAGCUUAAGCAAUCGAGGUACCCAUUUUAGUGUGUUUUGAGGUAUACCAGAGAUGGACAUUAAUGAGAUGGAUAUUGACGAGAUCGAGACUGCUGGGCAGAUCAAUCUUUCUGAGCUAGGAGAAAGUUUUCUCCAAAGUUUCUGCAAAAAAGCUGCAACAUCCUUCUUUGAAGAGUUUGGACUUAUAAGUCAUCAGCUCAACUCCUACAACUUCUUCAUCGAACAUGGGCUUCGGAAUGUGUUUGAGUCCUUUGGUGAAAUGCUUGUGGAACCGUCUUUUGAUGUAGUAAAGAAGAAGGAUGGCGAUUGGAGAUACGCAACAGUGAAAUUCGGAGAAGUCACCUUUGAGAAACCCACAUUCUUUUCGGAUGACAAGGAGCUUGAGUUUCUCCCAUGGCAUGCCAGGCUUCAGAACAUGACAUACUCAGCAAGGAUCAAAGUGAAUGUCCAAGUUGAGGUGUUCAAAAAAACUGUUGUUAAAAGCGACAAAUUCAAGACAGGACAAGAUGAAUAUGUCGAGAAGGAGAUACUGGAUGUCAAAAAGCAGGACAUUCUAAUUGGUAGCAUUCCUGUCAUGGUGAAAUCUGUCCUUUGCAAAACAAGCGAGAAAGGAAAAGAAAACUGCAAAAAGGGGGAUUGUGCCUUUGAUCAGGGUGGUUAUUUUGUGAUAAAGGGGGCUGAGAAGGUGUUUAUAGCUCAAGAACAGAUGUGCACAAAGAGACUGUGGAUUUCUAAUUCACCAUGGACUGUCUCCUUCAGGUCCGAAACUAAAAGAAAUAGGUUCAUUGUGCGCCUCUCGGAGAAUGAGAAAGCAGAAGACUAUAAGAGAAGGGAGAAAGUACUGACAGUGUACUUCUUGUCGACUGAGAUUCCAGUCUGGCUCUUGUUCUUUGCGCUGGGUGUUUCGUCAGACAAAGAAGUCAUGGAUCUAAUUGCUUUUGAUGGUGUUGAUGCAAGCAUUACCAACAGUCUCAUAGCUUCUAUCCAUGAAGCUGAUGCAGUUUGUGAAGCUUUUCGCUGUGGGAACAAUGCCCUAACAUAUGUUGAACAUCAGAUCAAAAGCACCAAAUUCCCUCCUGCUGAAAGUGUGGAUGAUUGCCUCCGUCUGUAUUUGUUUCCAGGCCUCCAAGGUUUGAAGAAGAAAGCCCGAUUCCUGGGCUAUAUGGUGAAGUGCCUUCUGAGCGCGUAUGCGGGAAAACGAAAAUGUGAAAACAGGGACAGUUUCCGGAAUAAGCGAAUUGAGCUCGCUGGAGAACUGUUGGAAAGGGAAAUAAGGGUGCAUCUGGCACAUGCUAGGAGAAAGAUGACAAGGGCCAUGCAGAAACAACUCUCAGGCGAGGGAGAAUUGAAGCCUAUUGAGCAUUAUUUGGAUGCUUCCGUUAUCACAAAUGGGCUUAAUAGAGCCUUCUCCACUGGAGCAUGGUCUCAUCCUUUCAGGAAGAUGGAAAGGGUUUCAGGUGUUGUUGCUAAUUUGGGUCGUGCAAAUCCAUUGCAGACUCUGAUUGAUCUGAGGAGAACACGACAGCAAGUCCUAUAUACCGGCAAGGUUGGAGAUGCUAGAUAUCCGCAUCCCUCUCACUGGGGCAGAGUAUGCUUUCUGUCAACUCCAGAUGGUGAAAAUUGUGGUCUAGUGAAGAACAUGUCUCUUCUUGGACUUGUUAGCACUCAAGUUUUGGAGUCUGUGGUGGAAAUGCUCUUUGCUUGUGGAAUGGAAGAGCUGAUGGAUGAUACCAGCACACCAUUGUGUGGCAAACACAAAGUUCUUCUCAAUGGAGACUGGGUUGGAUUAUGUGCAGAUUCUGAAUCCUUUGUCGCGGAGUUAAAAAGCAGGCGGCGCCAAAGUGAAUUACCUCGUGAGAUGGAAAUCAAGCGAGAUAAAGAUGACAAUGAGGUGAGAAUUUUCACUGACGCUGGUAGACUACUCCGACCUCUCUUGGUUGUGGAAAAUCUCCACAAGUUGAAGCAAGACAAACCUACACAGUAUCCUUUUAAGCAUCUUCUUGACCAAGGGAUUCUCGAGCUGAUCGGGAUCGAGGAAGAAGAAGACUGUAAUACAGCAUGGGGAAUCAAACAGCUUCUGAAGGAACCCAAGAAUUACACGCAUUGCGAAUUGGACCUGUCAUUCCUGUUGGGUGUGAGCUGUGCAAUUGUCCCAUUUGCAAAUCACGAUCAUGGGAAAAGAGUUCUCUACCAGUCCCAGAAGCAUUGCCAACAAGCAAUUGGAUUCUCAUCAACGAACCCUAACAUCCGCUGCGAUACGCUGUCCCAGCAGCUGUUCUAUCCCCAGAAGCCACUGUUCAAGACAUUGGCGUCGGAGUGUCUUAAAAAAGAAGUUCUUUUUAAUGGCCAGAACGCAAUUGUUGCUGUGAAUGUUCAUCUCGGGUACAACCAAGAGGAUUCCAUUGUGAUGAACAAGGCUUCAUUGGAACGUGGUAUGUUCCGUUCAGAGCAGAUUAGAAGCUACAAAGCAGAGGUUGAUACUAAAGACUCGGAGAAGAGGAAGAAGAUGGAUGAGCUUGUUCAGUUUGGAAAGACAUACAGCAAAAUCGGCAAAGUAGACAGCCUUGAAGAUGACGGGUUUCCUUUCAUUGGUGCUAACAUGAGUACUGGAGAUAUUGUCAUUGGCAGAUGCACCGAUUCUGGGGCUGAUCACAGUAUAAAGCUCAAGCACACUGAGAGAGGAAUUGUGCAAAAAGUGGUAUUAUCAUCUAAUGAUGAAGGGAAGAAUUUUGCUGCGGUUUCUCUGAGACAGGUUCGUUCUCCAUGCCUUGGAGAUAAGUUUUCCAGUAUGCAUGGCCAGAAGGGUGUUUUAGGCUAUCUAGAGGAACAGCAGAAUUUUCCUUUCACGACCCAAGGCAUAGUUCCUGAUAUUGUUAUAAACCCGCACGCUUUCCCUUCUAGGCAAACACCAGGUCAACUCUUGGAGGCUGCUCUCUCCAAAGGAAUCGCUAGUCCUAUACAAAAGAAGGAGGGUAGCUCUGCUGCAUACACCAAAUUGACACGUCAUGCCACUCCUUUCUCCACUCCGGGUGUCACUGAAAUCACCGAGCAGCUUCACAGGGCCGGCUUUUCAAGAUGGGGAAACGAAAGGGUCUACAAUGGUAGAUCGGGUGAGAUGAUGCGUUCUCUGAUAUUCAUGGGCCCAACUUUCUACCAGCGACUUGUCCACAUGUCAGAGGACAAAGUCAAGUUCAGGAACACCGGACCAGUCCACCCGCUCACACGUCAGCCAGUCGCAGACAAGAAGAGGUUUGGCGGAAUAAAAUUUGGAGAAAUGGAGCGAGACUGUCUAAUAGCUCACGGUGCAUCCGCUAAUCUGCACGAGCGUCUCUUCACGCUAAGUGACUCUUCUCAGAUGCACAUCUGCAGAAAAUGUAAGAGCUAUGCGAAUGUGAUCGAGAGGACUCCAAGCAGUGGAAGAAAGAUCAGAGGGCCAUAUUGCAGAGUCUGCGCAUCCUCAGACCAUGUGGUUAGGGUCUAUGUUCCGUAUGGAGCUAAGCUUCUGUGUCAGGAGCUGUUCAGCAUGGGCAUCACUCUCAACUUCGACACCAAGCUCUGCUGAUUCCCCGCCUUUAUUAUGUAUAUGGCUUAAUGCCUUAAGACCAUGUUAUGUGUAGUUUGCUUCAGGUUGUGGUUAGUAUUGGUUUUGGUUUGGUUGAUUCCGAACCUAAGAAAUCCUUUAACCAAGC
This is a messenger RNA of Arabidopsis arenosa, 3865 nucleotides long. Lineage: Eukaryota; Viridiplantae; Streptophyta; Magnoliopsida; Brassicales; Brassicaceae. The record is from the annotation of a GenBank genome assembly.